AUGAAAUUAUCUAACUUACUCAGUGCAAUAACAAUAGCGCAAAGCUUGUCUUUCGCUUCUGCUCAAUUAUCCAUGAAUGGCCGUCAACUUCCUAAAGAUUUCAUUUAUGGUUGUGGAGUGACGGCUUAUCAAGUUGAAGGAGCUUGGAACGAAGACGGAAAAGGCGUUUCGAUUUGGGAUGAAUUUGUUCAUCAAAAAGGUCAUAUCAAAGGUGGCGCAACAGGUGAUGUUGCAAUGGAUUUUUAUCAUACGUAUAAAAAGGAUAUUCCAUUAUUCAAGAAAUCUUUGGGCAUUAACAAUUUCGAUUUCACCAUCGCUUGGACAAGAUUAUUGCCUAACGGUAAAGGUGAUAAGUUAAACGAAAAAGGCGUACAAUAUUACAAGAAUGUAGCAGAUGUUGCACACAAGAACGGAAUGAGUACUACUUGCACCUUGUAUCACUGGGACUUGCCAGCAGCUUUGCAACAUUCUUAUGGCGGUUGGAAGUCUGACAAAAUUAUUGCCGAUUUCAAAAAUUACGCUUCUUUGGCAAUGGAAGCCUUGGGAAAACAUUGCGAUCGAUGGGCAAGCAUGAACGAGAUCCGUACUUUCUGUGUAGAAGGAUAUGGUGGAGAAGACGGAGAUUCAGCUCCAGGAAUCAAGGAUGAUAUUCCACAAAUGUUUCAAUGCGCUCAUCAUGCUUUAUUAGCACAUGCGGAAGCAUAUCACGAGUUUCAAAACUUGAAGAAAGCAGGAAAGGUAAAAGACACAACUUUCGGUAUCAAAUUAGACGGUUCACCAGCUAAGCCAUCGAAUCCCCACAGUGCUGCUGAUCGUCAAGCUGCUCAAGUUAGCAUGGCAUUUGGAAUCGGUUGGGAUGUCGCUCCACUGACUACGGGAGACUACCCCCCUCUCAUGCGUUCUACUCUUGCAAAGCACUCAAAGAAUCCAGACAUACUUCCACGAUUUACCCAAGAGCAAAGCGCACGUCUCAAAGAUGCAUAUGAUAUCAUCUAUUAUGACGGUUAUUCGAGCACAUUUGCUGCCGCUUUACCCAAAGGUACAAAAUGUGAUGAAGACAAUCAAGAUUAUUGGCCUUCAUGCAUUGAUGAAGAAACAAAGAAUAAGAGAGGAAAGUUGAUUGGUAAGCCAACAGGUUCAGAUUGGAAUUUCUUGACGAAUGAUACCCUGUACCAAGGCCUAACCUAUAUGCACAAGAAAUGGAACGUGAAAGCAUUAGCGAUUGGUGAAAAUGGAAUGGUCUUACGAAAUCCUUUGAAAUUAUCUUUUCACCAAAAAAUCGACGAUAAGGGCCGAAUUGAAUGGUACAAAUCCACUUUACGUAACAUUAAGUGGGCGCUAGAUACUGGUAUUCCAUUAAAAGGCUUCAUUCCAUGGACCUGCAUCAGGAACUUUGAAUGGAGUAACGGCUAUGAAGGAGACUUUGGUUUAAUCUACGCCAAUCCGGGCAAGAACCAAAAGCGAACGCCGAAGAAGUCCAGUGCUUUCUUGCGUAAAGCAUUCCAUAAUAAACACUGAACACUACAAUCCUUAGAUUCUUUAGCCUGACAUAGUACCCUACCUCGUGACAUUGCCACUCUUAUUAAUUGAUUUAGUUUUAGUCUCUGCUACCUAUCGAUGAGGGAGACGAGGGGUUGUGAAGAAUGAAGAAGAUGUUAAUAAGCAGAGAAUGGAUAGAACUAUGAACUAUAACACUCCGUACGACUAGCUAUUUAACCGGAAGCAAUCUUUUUCAAGCCAGCUUCGCUUCCGUUGAAAACAUCUUGAUCACCGGGGAAGUUUCCGGAAUCUGCCCAUUGCCAGAAGGUCUCGUAUCCCCAGUUUCCCGGCACAGUUCCAACCGAAGAGCUGCCGUAUCGUGCCAAGACGAGAGGUGACUUUUGACUGAAAGCUGCACUGUUUCCAGUGCAUGUGUUCCACCAGUCAUUCGUUCUGUUAACA
This is a messenger RNA of Meira miltonrushii, 1941 nucleotides long. RefSeq names its product glycoside hydrolase. Lineage: Eukaryota; Fungi; Basidiomycota; Exobasidiomycetes; Exobasidiales; Brachybasidiaceae. Gene Ontology annotation, molecular function: beta-glucosidase activity. The transcript has a single exon. The record is from RefSeq and is a predicted model, not a curated record. Gene Ontology annotation, biological process: carbohydrate metabolic process. The coding region runs from base 1 to 1518 and encodes 505 amino acids.